CGCGCUGUAGCCGGGCGCCCCCUAAGUUUGGGAGCCGCCGACGCCGCAGCGCGGAGACGAGUCUGCAGAAGAAGAAGAAAGUUUUGCGGGCUGCGCCGAGCGGGCCCUGAGCGCACCUCCCGCGGCUCUCUCCCCGCGUCCCCGCGCCCGGAGCCCCUCGGCGGGGCGGCUGGGGGAGCUGUAUGGCUCGGGAGCCGGAGGACGAGGAGACGGCGGGGGCGGCCGCCCUGGCCCAACGCUGUCCGGGCUCGCCUGGCUGGGCCGGGGCAGGGGCCGGGGCUCGGCGGCCGCCCCUCUGGCUGCUCUGCCUGGUUGCGUGCUGGCUCCUGGGCGCUGUGGCCGACGCAGACUUCUCCAUCCUGGACGAGGCGCAAGUGCUAGCGAGCCAGAUGCGGAGGCUGGCGGCGGAGGAGCUGGGGGUCGUCACCAUGCAGCGAAUAUUCAACUCCUUUGUUUACACUGAGAAAAUCUCAAAUGGAGAAAGUGAAGUACAGCAGCUAGCCAAAAAAAUCCGAGAGAAGUUCAACCGUUACUUGGAUGUGGUCAAUCGGAACAAACAAGUUGUAGAAGCAUCCUAUACGGCUCACCUAACCUCUCCCCUAACUGCAAUUCAAGACUGCUGCACUAUUCCACCUUCCAUGAUGGAAUUUGAUGGAAACUUUAAUACUAAUGUAUCUAGAACAAUUAGUUGUGAUCGACUUUCUACCACUGUUAAUAGCCGGGCCUUCAACCCAGGACGAGACUUAAAUUCAGUUCUUGCAGACAACCUGAAAUCCAACCCUGGAAUUAAAUGGCAGUAUUUCAGCUCAGAAGAAGGAAUUUUCACUGUUUUUCCAGCACACAAGUUCCGGUGUAAGGGCAGCUAUGAACAUCGUAGUAGACCCAUCUAUGUCUCCACUGUCCGACCGCAGUCAAAGCACAUUGUGGUGAUCCUGGACCACGGGGCUUCUGUUACUGACACUCAGCUUCAAAUCGCCAAGGACGCCGCUCAGGUCAUCCUCAGUGCCAUAGAUGAGCAUGAUAAGAUCUCUGUGUUGACUGUGGCAGAUACCGUCAGGACAUGCUCGCUAGACCAGUGCUAUAAGACCUUCCUAUCUCCAGCCACCAGUGAGACGAAGAGGAAGAUGUCCACCUUCGUGAGCAGCAUCAAGUCUUCAGACAGCCCCACCCAGCACGCAGUGGGCUUUCAGAAGGCAUUUCAGCUGAUUCGGAGCACCAACAAUAACACAAAGUUCCAAGCAAAUACUGACCUGGCCAUCGUUUACCUGUCAGCUGGCAUUACAUCAAAGGACUCCUCAGAAGAAGAUAAAAAGGCAACUCUCCGUGUCAUCAAUGAAGAAAAUAGCUUUCUCAACAACUCCGUAAUGAUUCUCACCUACGCCCUCAUGAACGAUGGAGUGACUGGUUUGAAGGAGCUGGCUUUCCUGAGGGAUCUGGCCGAGCAGAACUCUGGCAAGUACGGUGUGCCAGACCGCACAGCCUUGCCUGUGAUCAAGGGCAGCAUGAUGGUACUGAACCAGCUCAGUAACCUGGAGACCACAGUGGGCAGGUUCUACACCAACCUGCCCAACCGCAUGAUUGAUGAAGCUGUCUUCAGCCUCCCCUUCUCAGAUGAGAUGGGAGAUGGUCUGAUAAUGACUGUGAGUAAACCCUGUUAUUUUGGAAACCUACUUCUGGGAAUCGUGGGUGUGGAUGUGAAUCUGGCUUACAUUCUUGAAGAUGUGACAUAUUACCAAGACUCUCUGGCUUCCUAUACUUUCCUCAUAGAUGACAAAGGCUAUACACUUAUGCAUCCGUCUCUUACCAGGCCAUAUUUGCUAUCAGAGCCCCCCCUUCAUACUGAUAUUAUACAUUAUGAAAAUAUCCCAAAGUUUGAGUUGGUUCGGCAAAAUAUCCUAAGCCUCCCUCUGGGCAGCCAGAUUAUCGCAGUGCCUGUGAACUCGUCCCUGUCUUGGCACAUAAACAAGCUGAGAGAAACUGGGAAGGAGGCCUACAAUGUUAGCUAUGCCUGGAAAAUGGUACAAGACACCUCCUUUAUUCUGUGUAUUGUGGUGAUACAACCAGAAAUACCUGUCAAACAAUUGAAGAACCUCAACACUAUCCCGAGCAGCAAGCUGCUGUACCAUCGACUGGAUCUCCUGGGCCAGCCCAGUGCUUGCUUACACUUCAAACAGCUGGCGACUCUAGAGAGCCCGACUGUCAUGCUGGCUGCCGGCAGCUUCUCCUCCCCCUACGAACACCUCAGCCAGCCCGAGACCAAGCGCAUGGUGGAGCACUACACGGCCUAUCUCAGUGACAACACCCGCCUCAUCGCCAACCCGGGCCUCAAAUUCUCUGUCAGAAAUGAAGUAAUGGCUACCAGCCACGUCACAGAUGAAUGGAUGACACAAAUGGAAAUGAGUAGUCUGAACACUUACAUUGUCCGCCGUUACAUAGCAACGCCCAAUGGCGUCCUCAGAAUUUAUCCUGGUUCUCUCAUGGACAAAGCAUUUGAUCCCACUAGGAGACAAUGGUACCUCCAUGCAGUAGCCAAUCCAGGGUUGAUUUCUUUGACUGGUCCUUACUUAGAUGUUGGAGGAGCUGGCUAUGUCGUGACAAUCAGUCAUACAAUUCAUUCAUCCAGUACACAGCUGUCUUCUGGACACACGGUGGCUGUAAUGGGCAUUGACUUCACACUUAGAUAUUUCUACAAGGUUCUGAUGGACCUGUUACCAGUUUGUAACCAAGAUGGUGGCAACAAAAUAAGGUGCUUCAUAAUGGAGGACAGGGGGUAUCUGGUGGCACAUCCAACUCUCAUUGACCCCAAGGGACACGCACCUGUGGAACAACAGCACAUCACUCACAAGGAGCCUCUGGUAGCAAAUGAUAUCCUGAACCACCCCAACUUUGUUAAGAAAAACCUGUGCAACAGCUUCAGUGACAGAACAGUCCAGAGGUUUUAUAAAUUCAAUACCAGCCUUGUGGGGGAUUUGACAAACCUUGUACAUGGCAGCCACUGUUCUAAAUACAGACUGGCGAGGAUCCCGGGAACCAACGCAUUUGUUGGCAUUGUCAAUGAGACGUGCGACUCUCUUGCCUUCUGUGCUUGUAGCAUGGUGGACCGACUCUGUCUCAACUGUCACCGAAUGGAGCAAAAUGAAUGUGAAUGUCCUUGUGAGUGCCCCCUAGAGGUCAAUGAGUGCACUGGGAAUCUCACCAAUGCCGAGAACCGAAACCCAAGCUGCGAGGUCCACCAGGAGCCGGUGACAUACACAGCUAUUGACCCUGGUCUGCAAGAUGCCCUUCACCAGUGUGUCAACAGCAGGUGUAGUCAGCGGAUGGAGAGUGGGGACUGCUUUGGGGUGCUGGAUUGUGAGUGGUGCAUGGUGGGCAGCGAUGGAAAGACUCACCUCGACAAGUCCUACUGUGCACCCCAGAAGGAAUGCUUCGGUGGCAUUGUGGGAGCAAAAAGUCCUUACGUUGAUGACAUGGGAGCAAUAGGUGAUGAAGUGAUCACACUAAACAUGAUUAAGAGUGCCCCCGUGGGUCCUGUGGCCGGAGGGAUCAUGGGCUGCAUCAUGGUGCUAGUCUUGGCCGUGUAUGCCUACCGCCACCAGAUCCAUCGCCGCAGCCACCAGCAUAUGUCUCCUCUUGCUGCCCAAGAAAUGUCAGUGCGUAUGUCCAACCUGGAGAAUGACAGAGAUGAAAGAGACGACGACAGCCACGAAGACAGAGGCAUCAUCAGCAACACUCGCUUUAUAGCUGCUGUCAUCGAGCGCCACGCACACAGCCCAGAAAGGAGGCGCCGCUACUGGGGUCGAUCAGGAACGGAAAGUGAUCAUGGUUACAGCACCAUGAGCCCCCAGGAAGACAGUGAGAACCCUCCAUGCAACAACGACCCCUUGUCUGCCGGGGUCGACGUGGGAAACCACGACGAGGACUUAGACCUGGACACCCCGCCUCAGACUGCUGCCCUACUGAGUCACAAGUUCCACCACUACCGCCCGCACCACCCCACGCUCCAUCACAGCCACCACUUACAGGCAGCCGUGACCGUGCACACUGUCGACGCAGAAUGCUAACGACUCCCGCGCCUCCAUGAGAAGAAGGGAUCUAAGAAACACAGAGCAUUCUGGAAAGAAAGAGCCAACAUAAACUCACAGCGAGAGACUCCAUGUGUUUGCGCACUGUCCAGAGUGGUUGAACUCACUUCCUGCCUGUUGACAUGUUUAAAAGCAAGAGAGACCACAGCAAGGUCACAUUUGUGAAGAUGUGAAGCUGACCUGGGAUGGAGGGGAAAUAAGCCUGAGGAAUGGAGCGCAAGGCCAACCUCCAAACAGACAAAACCUGUGAGUCAAGCUGAGCCAGAGGAAUGUUCCAAGGAGCCAGAAACACUUGGCUGUCCUUAACUGGAAGAGAGAAAUCUGCCCGAGCGGAGACCGGGAACGCAGCACACCCGGGUACAGCCAGUGCGCGCUCUGUAUCUUGGCAGUACCUGGAUACCACGGGGCUGUACGGAACGUAUGUUAAGCUCUAAGUGAUGCAUCUCAAAAUUUCUAAGAAAAGGAUUAUUUUUCUACUAUUUAUUGAACUUUCAAACAUUCUCAAACUUUGGGGGAACAGAAAGGAAACACAAGAGACAUUCUCAGCAGUUAUCCCGAGCUGCUGUGUGUGUGUCAUGAAGUGGUUCCUUGAUCAAGAAGUCCUCUUAUUUAACUGAUAAUCAGCCCAUUGCCCUACUCCGAAGAAUGGGAAAAUGAAGAAUCUUCCUCUCUGACUUGUUUACAUCAUUUCAUUGGGAAAAAAAAAAUCUUUAUUUGUAAUGCAGUAUUCUUUGUGUGUGGUGGGGGAGGGGCUGAGAAGAUGUUUUAAGAAAAAGUUUGUUUCUUUAUAAUUCAUUUCCACUCCCCUGACAAUGCUAUUCUUAGGUUUCUACGAAACCUAACAUGUCAGCUCCAGCCUCUCCACUAAGGAAGGGGUGGGUUUAUUCUCCUUAUUUAGAGACUUUAUAAAAUCGUAAAUGUCCCAUUGUGUCUCUGAGAAUUAAAUACAUAAGCAAAGAAGUUUUUAAAAUUGUGAAAUUUUGUUCUUAAAGAUUUCAUUUGAAGUCUUAGUUAAAAGCUGCUGCCGGUUCUCUACGAAGUUACCCACCAAACUGCUUUAUGGUCUAUACAGGGAUUAAUCCAGUCUGGCUACUAGAACAUGGGGCAUUGUAAUAUUUCAGUAGUGUUCUAAUUACAGUGAUGUAUUUUAGAUUCACAUUUUGUGAUUCAAAUAUGUUAUAAAGACAUUCUUGCACCGUGUGUGUGGUAAAUCUCCGUUUAUAUGUAGUUGGGAAAAACCCGUGGAAUAAUGUUUUAAUGCUAGGGUAUCACAAUAUAAUGUAAAAAUGUGGUUCUUAAGCAGACCAGAAAGGCACGUAUAUAUGUGCUAUCAGGAAACCCCUUCAUACUCUGUAUAAAAUUGCAGUCUAGUGAAAUAAACUGUAUGCGAUGGACAGUUCGAGUGGCUGCCAUG
Molecule: messenger RNA, 5496 nt
Organism: Lepus europaeus (European hare)
Lineage: Eukaryota; Metazoa; Chordata; Mammalia; Lagomorpha; Leporidae
Gene: CACHD1
Product: cache domain containing 1
Exons: 27
Coding region: 183-4061 (1292 amino acids)
Cellular component (GO): voltage-gated calcium channel complex
Molecular function (GO): voltage-gated calcium channel activity
Source: RefSeq, a predicted model, not a curated record